This is a messenger RNA of Lolium rigidum, 2409 nucleotides long. Its product is annotated as G-type lectin S-receptor-like serine/threonine-protein kinase At2g19130. Lineage: Eukaryota; Viridiplantae; Streptophyta; Magnoliopsida; Poales; Poaceae. The coding region runs from base 1 to 2409 and encodes 802 amino acids. The record is from RefSeq and is a predicted model, not a curated record. Gene Ontology annotation, biological process: protein phosphorylation; recognition of pollen. Gene Ontology annotation, molecular function: ATP binding; protein serine/threonine kinase activity. The transcript has 2 exons.
AUGGCGAGUGCCCGGAUGCCCGUCUUCCCUGCGCUCGUUCCCGUUCUGUUCGCCGUAGGCUUGGUUGCACUGCAAGGAGCCGUGUUACGCGCUGGUGCCGCCGAUACCUUCACCGUCGACCGGCCGUUGUCCGGCAGCCAGAGCCCACUUGUGUCCAAGAGUGGCAAGUUCGCGCUCGGUUUUUUCCAGCCAGAUAACUCCCGGCGUUGGUACAUCGGCAUAUGGUACAACGAAAUGCCAGGGCAAGUGCCAGUGUGGGUCGCAAAUAGGGACUCUCCGGUCUCAAACCCAGAUACAUCACGCCUAACCAUAUCAACAGAUGGUAAUAUUGUCCUACUUGAUGAUUCAAGAUCGGCGGUCUGGUCUACCAACAUGACAACCAUCACCUCUUCCAAUGUUGGUGUCAUCCUUGACACCGGAAACCUUGUACUAGCAGACACAUCCAACACCUCCAUCAUCCUAUGGCAAAGCUUUGACCAUUUCGGCAACACAUGGCUCCCUGGUGGCAAGGUCGGGCGGGGGAAUCUCACCGGUGGGAGCACAAGUCUAAUCUCAUGGAAGACUUUUAAUGACCCAACACUAGGGUUUUUCUCCCUUGUAUUCGACCCGAAUGGCACAAGCCAAUUCUUGCUCAUGUGGAACAGUACCCAACAGUAUUGGAGCAGCGGCAACUGGACUGGCCAAGGUUUCUCCGGCUUGCCAGAGAUGUCACAUAGUAAUGGCUACCCCAACUCGAUGUACGAAUUCGAAUUCGUCCACAAUGCAAAAGAGAGCUACUUCAUGUACAAUAUCAAGGGCGAUGCAUUCAUCACGAGAUUUGUCAUGGACGCAACAGGGCGUAUUCUUAUCUUCACAUGGAUUGAGAGCGCCAAGGAUUGGAUGUUGUCCUUGACGGCACCCAAGGCAAAGUGUGAUGUGUACUCGUUGUGUGGGUCGUUCAGUGUCUGCACCGAGAAUGGAUUGGCGUUAUGUAGCUGCCUUCGUGGUUUCAGUGAGGAAUACCAGGGCCAAUGGUCACAGGGCGAUCACACUCAAGGCUGCAGAAGAAACGUUGCCCUUCAGGGCAGCAGCAAUGGCUCGCAGAGUGACAGGUUCUACACUAUAAUGGGUGUGAAGUUACCAAGCAAUGCACAUGACAUUGUCGCUGCUGGUAGUAUCCAAAACUGUGAGCUUGCAUGUCUAAGAAGGCGUGACUGCACUGCUUAUUCCUUCAACGGCAGCUGCUCAGUUUGGUACGGGGACCUUAUCAACCUACAAGUGAUGAGUAGUGAUGUUGGUACUAAAGGUGGUUCUAUUCAAAUCCGUUUGGCUGCAUCCGAGUUCUCUAGCAGAAAGUCAAUAAAGAAGAAACUGGCUAUCAUUAUCACCAUUGCCACUAUUAGUGUUGCACUAAUAAUUGCAUUAAUUUUCCUAGCGAGGAAAAUGUUUAAGGAGGAGGUGACAGUCAAGGGAUCACUGACGGCAUUCAGAUAUCGGAAUGUGCAAACACUUACCAAAAACUUCUCCACGAAGCUCGGUGGUGGCGCCUUUGGCUCGGUGUUCAAAGGGUCACUGGCCGAUGGAACCAUGGUGGCUGUAAAGAAGCUCGAAGGAUUUCGUCAAGGGGAGAAGCAGUUCCGCGCAGAGGUGAGCACCCUUGGCACUGUUCAACAUGUCAACUUAAUUCGACUACUCGGUUUUUGUUCAGAGAAAAAGAACAAGCUACUUGUCUAUGAGUACAUGCCAAAUGCCUCGCUAGACCGGUACCUCUUCGAGAGUAGCGAACAACCGCUGCUAAGCUGGAGCACGAGGUACCAAAUUGCACUCGGAGUCGCUAGAGGAUUACACUAUCUCCAUGAGAGAUGCAGGGACUGCAUCAUCCACUGUGACAUCAAACCUGAAAACAUACUGUUGAGCGACACCUUUGUGCCAAAAGUUGCAGACUUCGGGCUCGCAAAGCUCAUGGGCCAUGACUUCAGUCGUGUGCUGACGACGGUGAGGGGAACAGUAGGAUACCUCGCGCCUGAGUGGAUAGCUGGCACGGCCAUCACAACAAAGGCGGAUGUUUAUAGCUAUGGUAUGAUGUUGUUCGAGAUUGUGUCCGGCAGGAGGAACUCGAGGCAGCGGCAGGACAGCAAGGCGGAUUUCUUCCCGUUGUUGGCUGCGUUGAGGCUAACUGAAGGGGAACUAGAGGGUCUCGUGGAUACCCGGUUGGGCUGCGACGUGGACUUGACUGAGGUGGAAAGGGUCUUUAGGAUCGCGUGCUGGUGCAUCCAGGACGAGGAAGGCGCUAGGCCGGCCAUGGCGACGGUGGUGCAGGUUCUGGAGGGCCUGGUUGAUGUCAAUGUCCCGCCGGUGCCGAGAUGGAUUAAACACCUCACAGACCAAUCGACUUAUGUGGAGUUCUCUUCGGAGUUACUGUCAGAAUGA